Messenger RNA from Kockovaella imperatae, 677 nucleotides. RefSeq lists its product as hypothetical. NCBI's taxonomy places the organism in Eukaryota, Fungi, Basidiomycota, Tremellomycetes, Tremellales, Cuniculitremaceae. The transcript has 3 exons. The record is from RefSeq and is a predicted model, not a curated record. The coding region runs from base 288 to 629 and encodes 113 amino acids.
CGUAUAUUUAUUGACCAGAGAACGUCCAUUGAGAUCCCAUAUAGGCGAUCACAGCUUGGUGAAACGUACAAGGAGUUUUACCCAGCUUUCCGGGACUGCAGGUCUGUCCCUUAAACAUCCUUCGGAUAACGCAGAUCCAGGGGAACGUCCUUUGAUAGUACUGUAGCUCUACAAUGGAGAGCGUGAGAGUGACGAGACGAUUCAGGUAUACAAGCUCUCAUGAAUAUCUGCUGUGACUUGAUGCACAUCUCCUCAUACAUCACACUGCUAUUGAGUUCUGGUCAAGCAUGAGAUACAGCAACCUCUGCAUCCUUCUCGCCUCGCUCGGCAGUGUAGGAAUGGCUGCCGCCCUCGAUGGUCCAGUCGCUACCCCUGGAGGAGACGGUCCUGAACCCUCUCAUCUCCUUGGAGUCAGAGCGCCUGACGCUUCUACUCCUCAAUGUACGUUCGACUGCCUGGCAAAAGCCAAGUCCAAUCAGACCGUGUGCAAAGACGACGAUAGUGAAUGUAUUUGUGAAACGACUGCCGAUUUGUUGAAGGAAUGCCUAGGGUCAUCUUGCACACCCGAGCAGAUCCCAAAUGCCAAUGUAUACCUCCACUGGUACUGUGAAGGCGCCUGGACGAAGUAGACCGUCGAGCAGCUUCCUUCCUUCGGGGUCAUACAUGAUCUAGAGAUC